Molecule: messenger RNA, 2688 nt
Organism: Candida tropicalis MYA-3404
Lineage: Eukaryota; Fungi; Ascomycota; Pichiomycetes; Serinales; Debaryomycetaceae
Gene: RFX1
Product: Rfx1p
Exons: 1
Coding region: 1-2688 (895 amino acids)
Biological process (GO): regulation of transcription by RNA polymerase II
Molecular function (GO): DNA-binding transcription factor activity, RNA polymerase II-specific; RNA polymerase II cis-regulatory region sequence-specific DNA binding
Source: RefSeq, a predicted model, not a curated record
AUGAAUUUAAAUCAGCCACAUCAAGGUAAUUCACUUGAAGGAGAAGAUAAUAUACUGCAUCAUCAACAACAAAUACAAGAUCAGCAACAAUUAUCAAUGUCUAAUCUACCCAAUUCUUCUACGUCUUCAUCAAUACAACCCCACAUUCAUCAACCAACACAUCCACAAUUAACUCCCUAUCAAAACCCGCCACAACCACAACCAUCCCCUUCUAAUUCAUCUUAUGUUAAACUGAUGGACAUGAAUCAGCAGUACAAUUCCCCAAAUCAGCAAACACAGCCACCACUUCCUCCACAGGGGCAAUAUCAAAGUAAUAAUCAACAAACUUCUCCAUCCAAUUAUUAUACCCAACCAAUUUAUAACCCACCUCUUCCUCCACUACCGGCUCCAGUAUCAUAUCAACAACAAACACAACAACUACCGACAACAACCAUCACCACCACCACUAGCACAUCAUCAGCAUCACAAGUACCACAACAAUCACUGUUUCAAUUUGAUUAUUCUCAUUCAUAUACUACCCAACAGUCACAUAAUUUCCCUUCAACUUCAUCAAAUACCCUGUUAUCUAAUAAUUUCCAACCUUUCCAACCAAUACAUGAAUCAUCUGCUCCACAACAACCACAAGUUCAGGAUUCCUCAGUAACACAGAGGAGAAAAAGACCAAGACGACUGGAUUCAAUACAUUCAAAUACCGGAGAAAAUGAACUAAAACAAUUGGCUUUAAAAUCGUCUGAUGUACCAUUAUCUGAUUUAGCUCAUAAAAUAAAACAAUUGGAAAAUGAUGUAAUAUCGCAUACUUCAACAUCAACAUCAAAUUCAAAUUCAGAUCAGUCUAAAUUGAAAGAAAAUAAAGAAACUCAACGACUGUUAUUUGGCAUGGUUUGGCUAUUAAAUUCUUGUGAAUUAUCCCCUACUGCGGUUAUACCAAGAAAUAGAAUUUAUGCCAGAUAUGUUCAAGUCUGUGCUGAUAAUAGCUUAGCUCCAGUUUCUCCUGCAAGUUUUGGUAAAUUGGUUAAAAUUUUAUAUCCAAAUAUAACUACUAGAAGAUUAGGUAUGAGAGGUCAAUCAAAAUAUCAUUAUUGUGGUAUUAAACUCAAUGGGGAUGAAAAUAUGCAACUGCAGUUGUUAAGUUUACAACAGCAACAAGCUGAAAAGGCCCAAAAACAUUUACAACAUCGUCAUAGUCGUCAAAGUAGUUUACUUAGUGGAUAUUCUGGUCAAAUUCAAUCUCCUGCUUCAUCACCAAAUUCAACAGGUUCAUUUGAAGAUACUCCACCAGCACCAGCACCACCACCUCAACAUCAUCAUCAACAGACAUCACAACCUCAUACACCUACUUUUACACCAAUAAAUUCUCCAAGUAUUUUAUUUUCAGCUACUUUAAAUGAUCAGCUUCCCCUGGUUCUGCAUAUGAAGUAUAUUCCAAAUUUAUUUCAGUUAUUAAACAGCAAUGCUGAUCCGAAUUCCAAUCCUUAUACUCCUAUACAAUUACCGUCAAUUUAUCCUUAUUUAACCCAAGAUGUUGAUUAUGAUAUUGCAGAUACAUUAUAUUCAUUAUAUAAAGUACAUGUCAAUGCUAUUUUUGAAUCACUUCGAUACAUGCAAUUGAAGAAAUUAUUUUCAAGUUUUAACAAUUUCAAUAGUAUUCUUACUGCUCCGGUUUUCAAGCUUUACACCACUGAUUCAGUUAUAGAUUGGAUUAUGCGAUGCGAUUUAAUCAUGUAUAAGAAAAUGAUUCGAAUGUUGACUAAAUUACAAUUGCAAUUAUUAAUCCCACAAGAGCAAUUAUACCAAUUGAAACAAAUAUCUAAUGGAUAUAUUAAAUCAUUGGCAUCAUCAUUAGUUAAUUCAAAAGUUUCGGUUAAUUUUGUUAUAAUGAAAUUAAAAUUAGCUAAACAUUUUAUUAAUUUAUUAAAUCGAUUAAUUAAAGUGAUUGAAACUGGUCAACCUGCAUCAAGAAUAUUAACUGAUGAUGCUGAGAAAAACUCCAUGAUUCAAGAUUGGAUGAAAUUGAAUUUACUGGAAGUUAUCAAUAGAGAAAUUCCUUGUGGUGAUAAAAAUAUUGAUAAUUUAAAUCAAAUUUUAAUUAAUGAUGUGAUUCAAUUAAUCAAACCUGACACUUCAUCUGGUAACAAUACAGAAGAAGAUUCAAUUAAUCCAACUUUAACAAUGAAUAAAUUUGCAAAUUAUGUAUCAAAUUUACCUUCAAGAUUUCCUGAUGUUAAUGCAAGAUUAUUUCUAAUAUUAUCUUCAAAUUUAUUAACCACAUGUUUAAGAGAAAUCAGUUUACUGGGAGGAGAAGGAUUUGGAGCAUGGUGGAUCGUUAGAUGUUGGGUUGAUGAAUAUUUAGCUUGGUCAUUUGAAGUUGGUGGAUUUUUUCAAGAUGAUCUUCAAGAGGCAAUGGAGCAACAGCAAAGACAGCAGCAGCAGCAACAACAACAACUACAAGAAACCCCAAAUUUAUUACAACAAUCAGUAGAUCAACAACUGUCAUCAGAUUAUCAAUUACAACAGCAACAACAGCAGCACCAAGAGGAAUCUGGAGAUAUGAUUUUUGGAAAUAUUGAUUUAUUGGAAACAUCAUUUGAUCUUGAUUCCAAAACUCUAAGUCAACAAUAUUCUCAACAAAAUCAAGCAGCUGAAUCAUUAUUAAAUUUCGAUACAAAUAUAGAUAAUUUGUUAAACUAA